GGUUUACAACGGCCAUUCAUUUUGCACAUUUAGAAUUUGUUGACUUACAUUUGUCAUUACUUAGUUUACUGUCAUGAAAUAGUAUGUAGAGUUUAAAUGGUGAUUUUUCUCAUUCAUUUAGGUGGAUCAAAACUUACCUUUUCAGCACUGUUUUUAAUAAUUUCAUGAUCUCAUUAUGUCAUAAGUUAUGAAGAAGGAGAAGGCUACACUUGAUUUAUCAGUUUGUUAUUCAUGGCUUGAAUAUCAAAAGAUCAAUUACUAUAUCCGUACUUCAAAGAUGUCUAAAGAACCAGUUUAAUUGCAAUGACCCAUUAUAAAAAAAUAUAUUACUGUGUUGAUCUCCAAAAUAAUCUAUUUGUAGCUCCGAAAUCCCCAUACUAAUGUUGGAUUAUAAGGAUGCUUGGUUAAAAUUGCUUUGUGUAUUUUAAACACUAGCACCUUGUUCAUGUCAUCACUUGUCAGUUGAAGGAGUAUACCAACUGAUUUCGCACGAAAAUAAAGUAUACCAACUCAUAAUAUGCUAAGAAAUAGUUUUUUUUUCAUUGUCAGUCUACCUGUAUUUUCAUUUCAAGGAUGCAUUAUUUGUUGCUCCUACCAAUUGGUAAGAGCGGUGUGCUGCUACUUUGGGUAAUAUGGUAGGUGUAUCUGUUUGCUUGUGUUCUGUUUCGCUCUGACUGAUAGAGAAUUUGUUUGCUCUCGCGAGCUGCCAAUUAACACUUUGUCCAAUAUGUCUUGCAUAAGCACUCUGUUUGCAGCAAGCAAGCAGGUCCUAGUACACUGACACUACUCCACAAUCACAGAGACCUGACAGUAACCUAGAUGCACGUCCAAACCAAACAACUUUGAUUGAACUCCCAACAAACAACGUAUACACAAUGACCCCUGAAAUGCAGAGAUGUUACAUAGCUCAAUCUAGUUUGUUCAAAUCAUAUGCAAACAAUAGCAGAGUUUGUUGUACCACGAGAGCUAAAAACUCAGGGAUGUUACGCAACCAAAAAUGAUCUAUUUCAUUCGGCAAUUUUUUGUUACCCGCUCUGGAGCAAACAAGGAUUCAGGAGUGGUGCCUAAAGCCAAGAUUAAAAUGUAGAGCCGCGAAUGUACAAGGCGCCUGAAUGGUAUUACUAGUAUAUAUAUAUGUGUGUUAUGCUUGGCAGGCAACUUAUUAGCAACAUUGGAGCAUUGCAGUAUUGCAACUAAUAUUGGCCUUUGCUUGCGUGUGAAGCUCAGGCGGAGUCUUGCUCCUCAUUACAAGGUGUUCUGUUGGUGUGGAGUGCAAGCAUUUCCUGCUAUUCUAGGUUCACACACAAUCAUGAACUGCCUAAAAGGGAAAAAGAAGAAAAAACAUAUGCCGCCUGAAUAUGUUACUGAAUCCAUGAGAUUUUUAAUAGUAUGUUAGCAUCAUAUACUUCUGGAUGUUACUGAGCAUCACACUCAAUUUAGGAAGUCCUGGAAAUCUGUGCUAGAUGUUCUGGUUGCGUUGACCACGCAACUUGCUGCUGCUGUCAUGGAAAAAGUUCUUCCUUCUGCCUUCAGAAUUCAAAUAAUUAUAUCUACCUGCUGCUUACUGCUCAUAGUUCUUCUAAUAGAAAAAAUGACAGCAUAUUAAUUUCAGAUUUUUGUAGGUGGACAUAAUAAGGCGGCGCCUGGAUCACAUGCAGCUGAAGCUGCAUUGAACAAGCAACUGAACGACAAAGAACGUGUCGCAGCUGCGUUGGAAAAUUCAAACCUGCUGGACACACUCGAGGAGUGCUUGUCACCAAUGCUUGGUUGAGACCUGAAUUACAUCGGAAGCCUGUUCCAGACUACUGCAGAUUAAUUUUAUCCAAGAUACCCUUGGGUGUCGCAGGGCGUGUGCAUCAAUUUUGGUGCUCUGCACCUCUCAGUAAGCAUAUUGCUGCCGCCUCAGCUCUUUCUGUUUUCAUUUUUCUUGCAGAAACUGAGUGCUAUGAUUUUGUAUGUUCCGAUUGUACAUCGAGAGAUGAUGUGCUGAUCCUUGGCAUAACUGAAAAGAUGUCUGGUUACUCUUACCCUCGGUUAGAAAUGGCAUGUUUUCGUUACUCCUCGUGUUACGGAUUGACACAUUUACCCUUGGUUAUUAAUGGCAUGUUUUUGUUACUCCUUGUGUUUACGGAUUGACAUAAUUACCAUCUGAAGAAAUGCUUACCAUCCUACCCACCAAGCAUGCUUGGCAUGUUCUAGUGACUUGAAUGUAAUUGCAGCCUUUGCCUUGGUCUCAGAAUUAGAACGUCCACUCUCUUGUGGGAGUAUCCAUCCAUCCAUCCAUCCAUGAAUCUCUGAAGCUGUCAUGGCGAACCCUGGUUCUUCCUUGUAUGGUUUAACUGUCUUUACCCUGCUGGAAGUUUCUGUAGCAGAUGUCCAGGGGAGCGAACAACCGUGUGUCUCAACAUUAACCAUCUGACACAUGUCUGUCGGAGUGUCAGAUUGGUUGAAGUUUCAAAAUAAGUAUACUUUUAAAAAUGUCAUGGAAGGGUCACUGGAUGUCCAUCCAACUUGAAUCUUGCUUGUAUUAUGCAAACAUUUUACAGAAAUAGUACCCAGUGUUAGAUUUCGAUUGAAAGGGAGGGCGCUCCGUUAGAUGGUCAAAACUCCGAGAAUAGAAUGGCUUAAUACUGUUGACAUGAUUUUCAUGCUUUCAACUUGCAGGAAUUUGUUUGUCUAAGCCAAAUUAGUGCAUUGCUGAGGGAAAAUGGUCAGGGGGUUGAUAAAUGCUAACCCUUUGGUACAUGAGAAAAAAGAGUGGCGCACCAGACAUGCACCUGAAAGCACAGAUGAAAAUGCAGUCGAGCGCAUAGACUAGCUAGAAAUAUUUGAUAUCCCCUUUGUUGUUUUUCCUGUGUGUAUGUAGUGUAGCUCGCUUUCCUCCUAUGCCUUUUUUUAAUCUGGGUCCUCCUAUCAUAAUUAUUUUUUAUUCCUUAAUAUUCUCACAACAUAUUAGAGAUAUAAAGGACCCUGAGCACCCAUACACAUCGAAGAGCUUUAAUGUGGCAAUUGAAGACUCAGUCGAAAUCAGUGAUGAGCUUAGUCAUGUCAGGGUUACUUUCACCCCAACAGUGGAGCAUUGCAGUAUGGCUACUAUCAUUGGCCUUUGCUUAGGUGUGAAGGUCAUGCGGAGUUGCGGACUCUUCCUCCUCAUUACAAGGUAUGCUAUGGUCGUGGAAGGAAAAAUCAUCAUGACCUGCCUAAAAGGAAAAAUCAUGAGCUGCAUGAUUAUGUUACUAAAUCCAUGAAGUCUCGGAAAUAAUAUGUUAGUGUUGUUUACAAUUCAGGAUGUCCUGGAAAUAUGUGCUAGACCUUCUAUUUGUGUCAACCGCUUAACUUGCUGUUGCCAUCGCGGAACAAGUUUUUUUUUCUUUUGCCUUCAGAAUUCGAAUACUGCCUACCCCAACUUGCUUGGGAAAAAGGCUUUUAUGUUGUUGUUCAGAAUUCAAAUACUCCAAACUCACUUUGGAGACGGGGCAUUUACCAUAAUGUAAUUACCUUAAAGAUCUAUGCACAAUAAAUGCAAGAUACAACCCCGCCCAUACCACUUGUCCAUUGCAAAAUCACAAUCGGGACCUUGAAAACCCUGGUUCCCCUUCCCCCUUCCCCAAUAUCCAAUCCCCUCACCACAUCCUCGCCAGACCAAAUUCCACCGGUACGCAGGUCGCCGGUCUAGAGGAGGAGGAGGAGGAGGAGGAGGAGGAGGAGGAGGAGGAGGAGAAGGCGGCGAUGCGCGCUCCAAAGAGGCGUAGAUCUGUUCGAGUCGACGGCAAGCAAGUGCCACUGGGGGCUAGCAGCGGCAUGGAUCUGGAAAGCCUUGACGACCUGGACCUCAUAAGCCGUCUCCCCGACGAUCUGCUCGGCACCGUCGUCUCCCUCCUCCCCACCAAGGAAGGUGCCCGCACGCAGGCCCUUUCUCGCCGUUGGCGCCCACUCUGGCGCUCCACUAGUGCUCCGCUCAACCUUGUGGCGGAUAGUAGCCUCUCCGGGGACAACGCGCGCGUCGCGGUGGUCUCCAAGAUCCUCUCCGACCAUCCAGGCCCGACCCGCCACUUCUCCCUCCGCAUCAUCUCUGUCCACAGAUUUCCGGCGAAGGUCGCCCGCUGGUUCCGCUCCGAGGCGCUCAAUGGCCUCGAGGAGCUCAGUGUCACCAGCCAAAGGAUCGACCGCUACCAGGUGCCGCCACAUGUUCUGAACCGCUUCGUGCCUACGCUCCGCGUGCUCAUGCUCGACCACUGCAAAUUCCGUGACCUGGUCGCGCUGCCAAGUUUUUCGUAUCUCAAGCAGCUCAUCCUGUUUGAUGUCAUCAUCUCGGAGGAUUCUCUCCAAUGCAUGAUAUCCGGAUGCACUGCUUUGGAAAGCCUUUGGCUGCGCAACAGAUUUGGUCGCCUUUGCAUCAGUUCCCGGACUCUUAGGAGCAUCAAACUCUAUGCAUGUCGCGCAAAAGGAGCUGAGCUGGUCAUUGAGGAUGCCCCUUGCCUGGAGAGGUUGCUACCAAAUUGUCCAAAUGAUGGUCCGGCGACCAUCCGGGUGAUACAGGCUCCUAAAUUGAGAAUAUUGGGUUUUUUGUCUGAAGGCAUAUCCACACUCCACCUUGGCACCACCGUUUUUCAGAAAAUGGUUGCAGUCAGCUUGACAACCAAAAUGCUCACAAUGAAGAUUUUGGCUCUCAACUCAACUGGCGCUAAUCUGGAUGCCGUUAUUGACUUCCUCAAGUGCUUCCCUUGCUUAGAGAAGCUCUAUGUCGUUUUGCAGCCAAGAAAAGGUAUGAAUAACAGAAGGAGGGAAUCAAAAUUGUUAAAGUAUGACCCACUUCAUCCGAUUGAAUGCUUGGAAUUCCAUCUACAAAAAGUGGUGAUUAAGAAUUACGAUGGCGACAGGAGGCCAUGUGUUGACUAUGCCAAGUUCUUCGUUUUGAAUGCGAAAGUGUUGAAGCAAAUAGAAAUAGGGUAUCUUAACAAGGAAAGCGACAAAUGGAUGUGUGAUCAGCGUAAGCAGCUUCAGGUGGAGAAUAGAGCUUCUCGAGAUGCACAAAUUGAACUAAUAAGUGAUAGAUAUGCCAUUCCCGUGAACCAUGAGUAUACCCAUGAGUCAAUGGCUGAUCCUUUUGAAUAGAUCCUUGUAUGGAUGCUCCAAGUGUGUUACAUAGCCUUUGUGAUUCUCUGUAAAAUGAUCUGCUUCAUUCAGCAAUGGAGUGCUUUGUUACCACCCACUGUGGAGGAAGCCAUGAUUGCGGACAUAUGGUGCCUAAGCCUGAGAUUGAAACCCAGAGUUAUGAACUUAAAAGACAGAUGAAUGUUACUAGUCUUUAUGUGUUAUGCUUAGUUGGUACUGGUUUGUUUCUCUCUUGGUUUGCUAUCUUAUUGUAAGCUACCUGAAGGCAGCUAAUAUAUUUGUGUACCUAUCACCUGCUGUAAUGAGAAAAGGAGCCUUGCGUUAGUUA
Messenger RNA from Lolium rigidum, 5443 nucleotides. RefSeq names its product F-box/FBD/LRR-repeat protein At3g26920-like. The transcript has 6 exons. Bases 3730 to 5115 code for a protein of 461 amino acids. Gene Ontology annotation, molecular function: protein binding. NCBI's taxonomy places the organism in Eukaryota, Viridiplantae, Streptophyta, Magnoliopsida, Poales, Poaceae. The record is from RefSeq and is a predicted model, not a curated record.